AUGGACGAUAUGUUGGUGCUCUUCACAGGGACCAUUGACGAGGAAUAUCUGCUCGGCACCAAAGUCGAAGGGAGCGAGCAGCAGACCGAGUUAGGUGUGAAGUUCACUCGUGAAGGAGGAUUCUACAAAGAAUUGACUACGCCUACCAUGGGUCAUCUGUUCUGGAACAACGUGAUUCCCGGGAUCACUGAUCACGACACUGGAGGAACGAAGUUUUUGCAAUCAUUUCCGCAGGAGUAA
This is a messenger RNA of Cladophialophora carrionii CBS 160.54, 240 nucleotides long. RefSeq lists its product as uncharacterized. The transcript has a single exon. Bases 1 to 240 code for a protein of 79 amino acids. Lineage: Eukaryota; Fungi; Ascomycota; Eurotiomycetes; Chaetothyriales; Herpotrichiellaceae. The record is from RefSeq and is a predicted model, not a curated record.